Molecule: messenger RNA, 879 nt
Organism: Leptinotarsa decemlineata (Colorado potato beetle)
Lineage: Eukaryota; Metazoa; Arthropoda; Insecta; Coleoptera; Chrysomelidae
Product: D-altritol 5-dehydrogenase
Molecular function (GO): zinc ion binding; oxidoreductase activity
Source: RefSeq, a predicted model, not a curated record
UCUCUCUCUCGGUGAGAUUUAGUAAGAUGUGGAGAAACUCGUUUCCUCACUUGAUAUCCAUCUAAUAAUUCUCAAAUAACUACUUUUAUAUUCAUGCAUAAUUAUGUAUGAUUUUUAUUACACCGAUUCCGUGGGCACGCCUGACUUAUUUUCUGUAAUAAUAAUAAUAAUAACAACUUGAAUUGAAAGGUUGACGUGAGCUUUCCAAUCUCACGCUCCCUUCAAAUGAAGUGAAUUGAGAUUUUGCUGACCCUCCAUCUACAUUAACGAACAAUGGAUUACAUAUCAUCGAAGUUGUGAAUUUUGUUAUAUAACAGUCAGUUAUUGCUAUUGAAAAAACUUUUCCUGAACAACAUUUCCUGUGACGAAACUCAACAACUUUUUCUGAGUAGGGAAAUUUUCCAUGCGUUGAUAGCGAACCACUAACAUUGGGACAUGAAUUUUCUGGAAAUGUUUUCGAAGUUGGAACGGGUGUUACGAAUUUGAAGAAAGGAGACAACGUAGUUGUAGACCCCAACAACUCAUGUAAGUGUUGCAAAUUUUGCCAAUCCGGUAGACCACAGUUCUGUACAGGAACCAAUGAAAACCUUGGAACCUUCAGAAAUGGUGCUUUUGCUGAGUAUAUCCUAGUUCCAGUGCAUAUGGUACAUAAAUUACCAGAUAUUAUUACACUUCAACAAGGUGCUUUGGCAGAACCAUUAUCAUGUAUAUCUCACGGUUGGGAUAUUAUAAGUCCAGUAUCAGUAGGAUCGAGAGUGCUCAUUGUUGGAGCUGGUAUAAUCGGAAUUUUAUGGGCUUCCCUUUUCCAUUCACAAAGACACCGUCAUGUUACCGUCUGUGAACCCAACGAGGCCAGGAGGGCUAUUCUGGAAAACUUGA